Messenger RNA from Aureococcus anophagefferens, 2358 nucleotides. RefSeq lists its product as hypothetical. Gene Ontology annotation, molecular function: mRNA guanylyltransferase activity; polynucleotide 5'-phosphatase activity; ATP binding. The coding region runs from base 1 to 2358 and encodes 785 amino acids. The transcript has a single exon. NCBI's taxonomy places the organism in Eukaryota, Pelagophyceae, Pelagomonadales, Pelagomonadaceae. Gene Ontology annotation, biological process: 7-methylguanosine mRNA capping. The record is from RefSeq and is a predicted model, not a curated record.
AUGAGCGCCCCCAAGAAGGCGCGCAUCGAGCCGCCGCCGGCGCGGUCCGGCGGCCUGUCGCUCCUCGAGAACUUGACGGCCAAGUCGAGCAGCCUCACGAGCGACAUGCGCCAGCACAAGCGCGAGGUCGCCGCCAAGGAGGGCGCCGAGAAGGCCCGGGCCGAGAGCGUGCUGCGCGGCGUGCCCAUCGUCGGCGCGAUCGCGAGGAGCCUCGGCGCCGCGCGGGCGCGGCUCCGCGACGACCCCGGCGCCGUGCCGGGCGGCGCGGCCGUCGAGGUCGAGGCGCGGCUCGGCGUCGCGUGCGAGCGCUACGCGGCGCUCGGCGGCGGCGACGACGGCGCGGGCCGGCGCUACGUGGCGUCGCGGCGGGGCUGCGGCGCCGUGCCCCUGGACGGGUGCGACGCCAAGUUCUGCCCCGGCGUGAGCGAGAUCGCGUUCCGCGACGUCGCCGAGAAUUUGCGGCGCUACGCGGGCAAGCGGCGCGCGCCGCUCGCGGUGGCCGAGACCGUCGAGUCGACCUUCGGCAGCGACGAGUCGCCCUACCGCCUCGUCGUCGCGGCCGGGUCGAAGAGACUGGAAAAGAAGGCCGCCGUCGACGUCUUCGACUUCGCGUUCCCGUCCGCGUCCUACGACCUCCGGCUGCAGACCGCGGGCGAGGCGCCCGCGCCCUGGGACGCGCAGCACCUGCCGCGGCCGGAGAAGCCCGCGUGGACCUGGCGCCGCGUGAAGAAGCGCUGCUCCUACGUCGUCCAGUCCGGCCCGCUCGCCGCGUGGCGCGUCGACUGCACCGAGGUCACGUCGCUCGCUUAUCCGGUGGACGCGUUGACGACGGACAUGGCGCUGGGCCUCGGCGGCGCGGGCGGCGCCGUGCCGGGCACGCCGGGCCCCGCGACGACGACCGUGACGCACGAGGUCGAGGUCGAGCUCGCGCGCGAGGCGACGGCGCGGUGGCUCGCGUCCAGCGCGGGCGGCGGCGAGGACGCGGAGUCGCGCGCGCUCGCGGAGAGCCUGGUGCAGCUCUUCGCCGUGCUCGCGCCCAUCGAGCGCUGCGACUCGCGGCCGAAGCCGAGCUGCGCCGCGUCGCCGACCGCGCGCCAGGCGGCCAAGGACGCGCUCCGGGCCGUCGCCGCGGGCGCGCGGCGGUCCUUCCCGGGGUCCAUGCCCUGCGGCUUCGCGCGGCGCCACGUGACGAUGAUCCAGCGCGAGCCCUACUUCGUCGCGGAGAAGUCCGACGGCGAGCGGCGGCUUUUAGUCGGCGUCGACGACGGCGCGCGGCGCGGCGCCGCGCUCGUCGACCGCAAGGCGCAGGUCGAGACCGUGCGGCUCCACGGCGCGGCGCUGGCGGGCCUGCCGCCGGGCGCCAUCCUCGACGGCGAGGUCGUGCAGAACCUGGCCACGGGCGCGCCCGCGUUCCUCGUCUUCGACGUCCUCCACGACGGGCGGCGCGACGUCUCGGGCCUCGACUUCGAGGAGCGCUUCUUCGGGUCGCUCGCGGGGCCGCUGCGCGGUUGCCUCGCCGUGCCCUGCCCGGGCCGCGACGGCGAGCCGGGCGCCGUGUCGCCCGAGGACGAGGACCGCGCCUUCGCGGACUUUGGGACCGACGCCGCGGAGCCGCCGGCGGAAUUGGCGGAGCUGCCCGUGCUCCGCGUCGUGCCCAAGCGCUUCGUGCCGCCGAAGCGCAUCGGCGCGGCGGUCCUCGCCCGCGUGUCCCGCGACGACGACGUCAACGGCGCCGUCCGCUACGGCGCGCGCGUCUACCGCGACGGCGCCGCGCGGUUCCACCUCAGCGACGGCCUCGUCUUCGUGCCGGGCGGGCCCUACGUCGCGGGCACGGACCCCAAGCUCCUCAAGUGGAAGUGGACCGACGGCCUCACGGUAGACCUCGAGGUGCGGGGCGCGGGCAAGGGCGGCGACCUGUCCUUCUUCGCCGUCGACGACGACGGCGACGCCGUCGACUGCUCGAAGCACGUCGCGCUCCCGGAGCACGACGCCGCGCGGCUCCGCGCGGACGUCAAGGCGACGCCCAAGGGCACGGCGACGGUCGCCGAGCUCGGCCUCCACGCCGAGUCGGGCCUCUGGGAGUACCACGGCUUCCGCCCGGACAAGGCCACGGGCAACCACUUCGACGUCUUCCUCUCGACGCUCCUCCUCCACGCCGAGUCGCCGAGCGAGCACGAGCUCGAGUACCGCCUCCGCACGGACGACCCGACCAAGGACGACUUCGCCAAGCGCAUGGACGCCGCGACGCGCGCCGCGUGCUCGCCCUGGCAGGAGCACUUCUCCAAGUCCAACAACCGGCCCUACUGGUGGAACUCGACGACGAACCAGAAGACCUGGGAGAAGCCGCCGGGCGUCUAA